This is a messenger RNA of Prunus mume (Japanese apricot), 916 nucleotides long. RefSeq names its product nuclear fusion defective 6 (gene NFD6). Gene Ontology annotation, cellular component: mitochondrion. Lineage: Eukaryota; Viridiplantae; Streptophyta; Magnoliopsida; Rosales; Rosaceae. The record is from RefSeq and is a predicted model, not a curated record.
UUUUUUUGUUUUUGUUUUUGGUUUUUCUUUUCUUUUCCUCCAAAACCCUAAAGCCAAAGCUAUUUCCUUCCAAAAAACUUAAACCCUGUAAGCUGAGAAAUGAGAAUGGCCACCUCAGCAGCCGCAAGAUCCAUUUUCCGCUCCUGCGCCUCCCGCAGCCGUAUGGCAGGCAAGCGGCCUUCCUCUUCUCCCGCGCUUAGGUCUCCCGUUGAAUUGAGCUUCUGUGUGGAGUCAAUGCUGCCCUACCACACAGCAACAGCAUCGGCUUUGAUGACUUCGAUGCUCUCCAUCACUCGCCGCAGUUAUGGUUGGCUUCCAGAAGCUUGCAAUGAUGAUGUGUGAUGAUUGUUCCAAGGAGACAAGGAAGUUUUAUGUACUUAGUUCUUCAGUCUAAGGCAGUGACUGCUGGUAAUAUAAGAGUUUUGAAUGAGCUGCAGAAGAGAUAAGUUGCAUCUCCUGAGCUUUUAAACAUAGAUGAACUGGUAGACUUGGUUACUUUUGUCCAAGGAAUAAAGACAAUUUCCUUUUUCCUUUUCUGGUUCUCUCUUUUGUGAUGCUCAUUGUGUAGCUCAUAGACUUAAAAAUGGUAAUCUGCAUUGCUGAAUAUUAUUUUUUUUUUUCCCCUUUUCCUUGAUGUUAAUGACCGGAGAGUCAUACUUAUAUUAUUUUCAAUCAGCUUGCAACAACGAUGCAUGAUCAAUUUCCAGUGAGUUCAGUAGAAGUUUUGUUCAAGAUUCUAGCACUUGAAGAGAAUGAUGACUUGGAAGCCUUAACUGCAUGCUUACUGGACAAAUCUGUUCUGAAAUAAACCUUUUCAGUGUUUUAUUUUCUUCAGUUUGAUUACCUUCAGAACUUUAAAUGUAAAAAUUCUAUGACUACAUAGUCAAAGAUGAAUAUCAUCUACUCUUCAUGUUAC